Molecule: messenger RNA, 990 nt
Organism: Naegleria gruberi
Lineage: Eukaryota; Heterolobosea; Eutetramitea; Acrasida; Naegleriidae
Exons: 1
Coding region: 1-990 (329 amino acids)
Source: RefSeq, a predicted model, not a curated record
AUGCCUCUUGUUGAAUCACAAAAAUUGGGAUAUAUCGGAGAGGCUUUAAAAAGGAUGAGAGGAAUGGUUAAUGAAUCGGAAGUGACUAGGAAUGGUGUAAUUGUGGAUUGGGAUAAUUUUGAAAAUUUGUUAGAAUAUUUGAUUAAAGAGGAAUUGCACAUGUAUGCCAGUGAAGAAUGUUUUUUCUGUACGGAGGCAAUUUUAAAUCCAAAAUCAGAAAGAGAACGAAUGACAAGUUUAUUGUUUGAGAGGUUUGGAAUUUUGGGAUUGGAUUUUGGAUAUCAACCAAUAAUGUCCUUAUUUGCGAGUGGAAGAAAUUCAGCAAUAAUUAUUGAAAUGGGUGAGGAUUUAACGCAAAUAGUCCCAAUCUGGGACUGCUUUGUGAUUGAAAAUGCAAUUUUGAGGAGCAAUAUUGUGAAUGGAAGGAUGGUGACAGACCACUUGAGACAAUUAUUGAAUCAGAAAGGAUUUUCUUUUCAUACAAGUUCUGAGCUAGAAAUUGUCAGAGAAAUGAAGGAGAAAGUUGUUUGUUUCAAUGGUGAACCGAAUAUUAAUUCUCAAAAAAUAGAUUACUUCCUUCCAGAUCUUACAAAGAUAGAAAUGUCAGGCGAACAGAAUCUCUCUGCAGAAUGUUUAUUUAAUCCAUUCAUUUUGAAUAAGAAUGUGGAUGGUCUUCACGAAAUGGUUCACAACAGUUUUACAAAAUGUCCAAUAGAUUCUCGCUUAGAUCUUUAUGGAAAUAUAGUAUUAUGUGGGGGAAAUUCCCUAAUAGAUGGACUAGACAAGAGACUUGAACAAGAGUUGGAUUUACUUCUUCCAAAGAAUGUCAGAAAGAAAUUUAUUAGCAUGGAUUCCCCUCAAUUUUCUUCGUUUAUUGGAGCCUCAAUUUAUUCAAGCAGAUCCACUAUUACAACAGGUUGGAUUACAAAAGAGUCAUACCAAGAAUAUGGACCUAAUAUUUGUAGGAGAGAUAGGCUGUCAUUGGUUUAA